GGGUGGGAGGACGGAAUUUCCCAGCGCGGGGGCUUUCGCGUACCCGGCUAGCCGGCAGGCCCUUUCUGUUUACGGAGAGAAAGGGGAAAUGGAAAAGGCGGGGAGGAGGCUGGCGUCUGCUGCGCCGCCCCGAGGCCAGUUCAGACGCCGGGAGUCAGGGGCCCGCAGCGCACGGGUGCCCCAGCGGCCGAUCGCCCGCUUUCAGGCGACCGCCGCCCGCCCUCUGGGACGCCAGCACGCCUGGUUCCCGCAGGCAAGCCACCCACUGCCUACUGAGCCCGGUUUCCGGACGGGCACGCGGGACACUAGACGCCCCAGCAGGCACCACAGUGAUGGAGUACAUGAGCACUGGAAGUGACGAGAAAGAAGAAAUCGAUUUAUUAAUUAAGCAUUUAAAUGUGUCGGAAGUCAUAGACAUAAUGGAAAACCUUUACACGAGUGAAGAUCCUGCAGUGUACGAGCCCAGUCUGAUGACCAUGUGUCCCGACAGUAAUCAAAACAAAGAGUGCUCAGAGUCGCUGCUUCGGAGUGGCCCCGAGGUGCCCUGGCUGUCAUCUGUCAGAUACGGGACGGUGGAGGAUCUCCUUGCAUUUGCAAACCAUAUAUCUAACACCGCAAAGCAUUUUUAUGGACACCGACCGCAAGAAUCUGGAAUUUUAUUAAAUAUGGUCAUCAGCCCCCAGAAUGGACGCUACCAGAUCGACUCUGAUGUUCUCCUUGUCCCUUGGAAGCUGACGUACCGGAACAUCGGCUCUGGUUUCAUUCCUCGGGGGGCCUUUGGAAAAGUGUACUUAGCCCAAGACAUGAAGACCAAGAAAAGAAUGGCAUGCAAACUGAUCCCUGUGGAUCAGUUUAAGCCAUCGGAUGUGGAGAUCCAGGCCUGCUUCCGGCAUGAGAACAUUGCUGAAUUGUAUGGUGCCAUCUUAUGGGGUGAUACUGUUCAUCUCUUCAUGGAAGCAGGCGAGGGGGGCUCUGUUCUGGAAAAGCUGGAGAGCUGUGGGCCCAUGAGAGAAUUUGAAAUUAUUUGGGUGACCAAGCACGUUCUCAAGGGACUCGAUUUCCUGCACUCCAAGAAAGUGAUCCACCAUGAUAUUAAACCCAGUAAUAUCGUAUUCAUGUCUACAAAAGCUGUUUUGGUAGAUUUUGGCCUAAGUGUUCAAAUGACUGAAGAUGUCUAUCUUCCCAAGGAUCUCCGAGGAACAGAGAUCUACAUGAGCCCCGAGGUGAUUCUGUGCAGGGGCCAUUCCACAAAAGCAGACAUCUACAGCCUGGGGGCCACGCUCAUCCACAUGCAGACAGGCACCCCGCCCUGGGUGAAGCGGUACCCGCGCUCGGCCUAUCCUUCCUACCUGUACAUAAUCCACAAGCAGGCCCCUCCCCUGGAAGACAUUGCUGGUGACUGCAGUCCAGGCAUGAGGGGACUGAUAGAAGCUGCCCUGGAGAGGAACCCCAACCAACGCCCAAGAGCAGCCGACCUACUGAAACAUGAAGCCCUGAAUCCCUCUCCAGAGGACCAGCCAAGAUGUCAGAGUCUGGACUCCGCCCUCUUUGAACGGAAGAGGCUGCUUAGCAGGAAGGAGCUGGAACUUCCUGAGAACAUUGCUGACUCUUCCUGCACGGGCAGCACCGAGGAGUCUGAGGUGCUCCGGAGGCAGCGUUCCCUCUAUAUAGACCUCGGAGCGCUGGCCGGCUACUUCAAUAUUGUCCGGGGGCCACCAACCCUGGAAUAUGGCUGAUGGAUGGCCUUGUUGGCAACAACCUACAAUAGACAUUUCUCUCUUGAAUGUUGGCUUGCAGACCUUGCACAGCAACUGUGGAGAGUGAAUUUUACCCAUUUUUAGGGGGGCACUGAGGCCUCUAGUGACACGUGAAUGUCACUGCAAUGCCCCCCCCCCCUUUGUGAAGCUACUCUGUCAUGUCCCGGGGCCCAAGGUUCUCAUUUCUCAGGUGGUGGGACUGGACAGGAGGGAUCGGAGAGCUCAGGGAAAGAUCGUUUCUGGUGACAAUUCCAUUCACUGUGCACUUUGCUGGACAUGUUAAAAAUAGCCAUCAGGAGAUAUUAACCUGAAACUCCUAGUUUGGGUUCUUAUUUAAGCAUGGGAUCUUCAUUUAACCCAGAAGACCUGUUCUGUGUAUAUAUUGGUGUGUAUUCUGUGGUAACUCUGUGAGCCUUGGUGGGCAGACUCAUUGUAUUUAGGGUGACUAGAGAAGCUGUAAGGUUGCAGCAAUACACUGAGCUAGUGUCUUACAAAUGCCGACACCCUCAGAGCCACCUGACGGCAGGCCACUAGUGACAGUUUCUGUUAUGUUCCUAUGGAAACACUGUAUACUGUACAUGCUAUGCUUAAAAUAUUUAAAACACGAUGUUUUUGAAUGUGGGUAGAACUAUGUAAACCACAUAAUUUCUGUACAUCCCAAAGGAUGAGAAGUGUGACCUUCAAGAAAGUGAAAACUUUUGUAAAUUCUUGGUGAUGCUACAUUUAUAAUUCAUGAGCCUAUUUUCUUUAAAUUGUUUCUAUAUUAAAAUAGCAUACUGUGUAUGUUUUAUUCUAAAUUUCUCCAUGAAUCUUUUAUAUAUAUAUAUGUGUGUAUAUAUAUGUAUAUUUUAACAUUGUAAAGUGUUCUUAUUUAAAGUAUAUUUUUACAUUAUGCAAA
Messenger RNA from Microtus oregoni (creeping vole), 2655 nucleotides. RefSeq names its product mitogen-activated protein kinase kinase kinase 8 (gene Map3k8). The record is from RefSeq and is a predicted model, not a curated record. Gene Ontology annotation, biological process: protein phosphorylation. The transcript is spliced from 8 exons. Gene Ontology annotation, molecular function: protein kinase activity; ATP binding. Bases 333 to 1736 code for a protein of 467 amino acids. NCBI's taxonomy places the organism in Eukaryota, Metazoa, Chordata, Mammalia, Rodentia, Cricetidae.